UCAUUGGAAGAAUCAACCUCAAUCUAACUAAAGUGGGGCUGUCCAAAGAUGAAGUGCACCUCCGUCAGCACAUGGAAAACGAGAUGGCGCACUACGUAUGCGCUGAUUUCCAAAAUAUUCUUUGGCUGGCUAGAUAUAGUCGCCGUUCUGACUGAUCCUGCUAUGACCUCCAGUGUCACUCCAGAGCCACCAAGGUCCCUCUAGUGAAGCCCCUGGAGGAACCCAUAUCCUUCUAUUCUCCCAGUCCUACAACCAAACUAUGGGAGUUCAGCUUUCAAACACACGGCAGGACGGUUAAAAUGAAAAAAGAUGUGGUUGGUGUGAAGAGUUUCCAGAAAAUGUUGCAUAUAUUUCAGCUCCAUACAAAUGUUCCUUCACUGGGGAAACGAAACCAGGGGUUUAUGCCAUUUGUCCACCAGUUAUGGGCCCACAACUGCUGCGUUCAAGGAGCCUCCAGAGCGCCCCCUGUCUGUCACCAUGGGGAUCAAAGCUGCUCUUCCCAAAUAUGAGAUCUAUUUCUACAACACAGUGCUGUGUCUGGCCAUGUUCUGGGCUGCCAGCUGGAUCUUUGAGGUGUCCAGUUCAAGUGCAAACAGAAAGACGUUCAAAACCAGUGUGAAGCCAGGAUGGUACUACUUUGGGAGGAGAAUGGACACGGCCGAUAUGGAGUGGAUGAUGUGGUUUUCUACCUUCAGAGAGCACAUCUUGUUUGCUCUCUCUGGUCAUGUGCUGUUCGCUAAGAUCUGCUCCAUGCUGGCUCCUCAGUACAGGUCCUUGGUGUAUAUGGUGUAUGGGCUGCUGGCUGUGUGGACCAGUAUGGGCUGGACCUACAUCACCCUUAUCCUGUCCCACUGUAUACUGCUCUACAGCAUCUCCUUAGUGAAAAUCCGCUGGCUUUGCUUUGUCACUGGUCUUUGCACCCUCGCUACAUUCAAGUGUGAACCCUUCGUGUCCUGGCAGGCUGGUUUUGUGGAGGGGGACUUUGAUCUGCGGCAUGUUCUCUUCUAUGGAGGCUGUGGGUUUACUAUAAUGCGCUGUAUGAGCUUUGCUCUGGAGAACUGCGAGAAGAAAGAUGGAAACUACAACAUCCUGGAGCUGAUCAAGUACAACUUCUACCUCCCCUUCUUCUAUUUCGGGCCCAUCAUGACCUUUGAUAAGUUUUAUAUUCAAGUCAACAGGUUAGACCUGACCAGGAAAGAGGGGGAGAUGUGGAAUAUCAGUCUGCACGGCAUGACUCACCUGGGAGUCGUCAUUGUAGUGGACGUCCUCUUCCAUUUCAUGUACAUCCUCACCAUCCCCACAGACAUGAAGCUGAUGAAGCACCUCUCGGACUGGGCUCUAGUGGGCCUAGCUUACUUUAACCUGGUGUAUGACUGGGUAAAAGCAGCUGUUAUGUUUGGAGUCAUCAACACAGUGGCCAGACUGGACCAUCUUGACCCUCCCAAGCCACCAAAAUGCAUCACUUUGCUCUACGUGUUUGCUGAAACCCAUUUUGACAGAGGGAUCAACGAGUGGCUAUGCAAGUAUGUGUACAAUUACCUGGGUGGAAAACAUGAGAAUGUGGUGGAGGAGCUGGUUGCUACGCUGUGCACCUUCGGCGUCACCAUCCUCUGGCUAGGACCCUGCAAGGUGGUGCUGGUCUGGGCUUUCUUUAACUGUUUUGGCCUCAACUUUGAGCUGUGGGUCGCCAAGCUCUUCUCCAUGGAGCCUUUUGCUUCUUUUGAGAUGGCAAUGUCAGAAGCAACGUCCAGACGGAUCAGAGCCGUCUUCAAUACUUUCAACUUCUGGAGCAUUGUGUUGUACAACAUCCUGGCCUUGAACAGUUUGGACUUUGCCAAGUUAGUCGCCAAACGGCUGCUUCUCAAAGGCUUCCCUAUAACCACCACCAUUGUCAUGUUUGUGACCUACUGCCUGAUUCAAGUGAUUAAGGAGAGAGAGAGGAGGCAGGCCCUCAUUGAUGAUCCUGAUCCUCUUCCUCCCGCUCCUCCUCCGAACACCAUCACCGGCUCAACCAGCGCUGCAGCUGCGCCUGCUGCUGCUCAGCCUGUCACAGAUCCCAGCAAGGAAAAAGCUGAGUAGAUAUUUCAUUCUAAUAGUGAAUGAUAUAGAAUAUAGCCAACAGUAUUGUCACCAGUCCAGAUUGUCUCACGUGAAUUGUGAACAAAUGUUUGCUAUCUGUUAAUGUAGAAAACUGUAAAUAAAUUAACCAUCAUAUAACUGUGUUUAUAUCUAAAAGGGGAAAAAAUUGAGCUUAAUGAAAGACACUCAAACGUCUGAAGAUAAUGAAAAUGACAAUACAAAAUAUUCUGUGUAACAACACUCCAGGGAUGCCAUUUUUCUGAAACCUUUGUCAUUAAUGCAAAAAAUAAAUUGCAAAAUUUGU
This is a messenger RNA of Micropterus salmoides (largemouth bass), 2383 nucleotides long. It is a transcript of the gene hhatlb, whose product is annotated as hedgehog acyltransferase like, b. Gene Ontology annotation, biological process: negative regulation of N-terminal protein palmitoylation. The coding region runs from base 367 to 2079 and encodes 570 amino acids. Gene Ontology annotation, molecular function: acyltransferase activity. The record is from RefSeq and is a predicted model, not a curated record. Gene Ontology annotation, cellular component: endoplasmic reticulum. NCBI's taxonomy places the organism in Eukaryota, Metazoa, Chordata, Actinopteri, Centrarchiformes, Centrarchidae. The transcript has 16 exons.